CCUGUGGGGGCAGGAAGCCCCUCCCACAGCAGAGGGGUCAGAGGUCAGAGGUCACGCCCCCCCGUCUCCCCCCCAGGCUCGGUGAUUUUGGAGCUGUCCAAGGAGAAGGCAGCAGAGCGGCUGCUGGAGCGACAGGCGGCUGCAUUUGGGGCGGCUGUGGCCAAAGUGGAGGCCGAGUUGGGGGCCCAGAUCCGGUACCUGACACAGGUGGCCACCGGGCAGCCCCACGAAGGCUCCAGUUACGCGGCACGGAAGGGCUGCCAGCUGGCGCUGAACAGAAUGGAGUACGCCAGGAGGAGGCUG
Meleagris gallopavo (turkey) is the source of this 303-nucleotide messenger RNA. The record is from RefSeq and is a predicted model, not a curated record. Lineage: Eukaryota; Metazoa; Chordata; Aves; Galliformes; Phasianidae.